UACAUAUAUAUAUAUAUAUGUAUGUAUAAAUACACCUGUCAUGAUGGAUGCUUCAUUUUGUACAGUGGUGUUAUUACAACAACAACAAGGGUAUCUUAUUGAAGAAGAUAAUUAUCAACCAUUACUUGUUUCAACCUUUGGUCAAGGUAAAAAAAAAUAAAAAAUAAAAAAUAAAAUAAAAGAAUAGAAUAAACCCCAUAAUAAACUAUAGCAUAGUCUAUAGAGAACAAGAUCCUUUAAAAGCAAUAGAGAAAUGCCAUGAUUUAGAGAACACAUUACUGCUUAUUGACCUUGACGCGCUAGAUUAUCAUGAUCAUGAUUACAUUGUUCAUUUUCUGGAAAAAAUUAAACGCGAUUUAAACCACUUGAUACCACUGAUUGUUUGUUCAAGGGAUGAUUCCACCAGUCUCAUGUUGAACUGUAUUCAUGCUGGUGCAACAGACUAUUUAUUAAAACCACUUUAUUCAAAUGUGAUCAAGACAUUGUUUCUGAAAUUAUAUCAACAGAAAAAAGUAUGGCCUAAACCACCUUUAUUGUUACCAGAACAACAUCAUUCCAUACCUUCCCCCACGACAUUGUAUGACAGAAUCAAAGAUACACAUUUGUCAAAAAUCAUGAUGGAGACUUUUGUACCAAAGACAACUAUCAAGACACACAUGAACUUGACCAAACAACAAUUAACGGAGCUUACAUCAAGGAUUCAUAGCUGGGAUUUUAGUCCUUUUGGUCUAACACAACAAGAACUGGUCCAUGUUGUGUAUCUGAUAUUCAAACAAAUCCUGAUCUUACCAGGACUAGAACAGAUGAUGACACUCACAAAAGGCCAAUGGUACGACUUUAUUAUUGACCUGGCAAGUGUUUAUCAUGACGAAAACCCGUAUCACAAUUUCGCCCAUGCGGUCGAUGUACUUCAAUGUCUGUUCUUUAUGUUGUGCGAAUCAGGUAUUUUACCUUUUUCCAACAAGACUCGACGUAUUGAUCUCUUGAGACCCAAGGAUGUGUUUGCCCUCUUGAUUGCUGCCAUUGGACAUGAUGCAGCUCAUCCUGGUGUAAACAAUAUGUUCUUGAUUAACUCGUCUAACCCUUUGGCUACAUUGUACAAUGACCGUUCUGUCCUUGAAAGCUUGCAUUCCAUGACUUUAUUUCAACUGUUAAAUAAACAUGGCAUCAUCCAACUUUUAGGUGGCACACAAUCUGAAGACUAUAAAGAAUUCAGAAAAACAGUUGUUGCCAGUAUCUUGGCAACAGACAUGUCACUUCAUUUAGAAUACGUUGCCAAGAUACAAGAACAAGCCACUCGGUUCCGUUUAGACCAAGUCAAAGACACAGAUCUUGAACGCAACUUGUUAUGCAGUGCCUUGAUCAAAUGUGCAGAUAUCAGUAAUGUGGCCCGUCCGUUCCGAUGGGGUGCUAAAUGGGCUGAACUCUUGGUGGAAGAACUUGUAUGCCAAGGCGAUUUAGAAAAAGAACUCGGCAUGCCUGUGUUACCCAUGAAUGACCGAGACAAGGUCAUUCUGGAAGACUCGCAGAUUGGCUUUAUUCGGUUUGUUGCGCUUGAUUUGUUUCAAAAUGUACGUGAGAUUUUUGUGGACCUCUCGUUUGCUGUAGACCAGAUACAGGCCAAUUUGAAACAAUGGGAGACACGCAAACAUACCUUGACUGCACAUGAUUCAGGCGUGUCUAACCUGAUGGACCAUGAACAAGAACCUAUCAUCAUGAUGCUAAACAGAAAUGAAGACGAAAACGAUGAUGACUUAUUUGAUACAAACCAUAAAGAAGAAUGCAAAAUGAUGAUUGAAGCAGGCAGCAAACGAUCAAGUAGUAUUGAUCUAUCCUCAACCGAUGUAAAGAAAAGAAUCUCUACUGAGAAAAACUACAGAUUUACAUCGUCGUCGUCGUCAUCGUCACUGUAUCAUCCAAUCCAACUAGACGAAAACAAUAAUGUGUCACCAGAUGAAACUCGAAGAAGUCCAGUCUAUUGUCAAUGCUCUAUACAAUAACCUCUGUACAUAUACACCCACA
Messenger RNA from Gilbertella persicaria, 2022 nucleotides. RefSeq lists its product as uncharacterized. Gene Ontology annotation, biological process: signal transduction. The record is from RefSeq and is a predicted model, not a curated record. NCBI's taxonomy places the organism in Eukaryota, Fungi, Mucoromycota, Mucoromycetes, Mucorales, Choanephoraceae. Bases 411 to 2000 code for a protein of 529 amino acids. Gene Ontology annotation, molecular function: 3',5'-cyclic-nucleotide phosphodiesterase activity. The transcript is spliced from 9 exons.